Molecule: messenger RNA, 2202 nt
Organism: Fraxinus pennsylvanica
Lineage: Eukaryota; Viridiplantae; Streptophyta; Magnoliopsida; Lamiales; Oleaceae
Source: the annotation of a GenBank genome assembly
AUGGGAAAGGAUGAUUAUCUUCCUCUCUUUGAAACCAAAGUAGCAAAGGGACGAUUACUCCACAGGUUAUAUGCAGUUACUAUGUUUCUUGGCAUACUUUUCAUAUGUGUUUACAGAGUCAACCAUUUUCCAGCACAAGGAGAACUGAAAAGAUGGGCUUGGAUUGGUUCGUACAUGGCCGAGUUAUGGUAUAUUUUGUAUUGGCUGAUCACUCAGUCAGUUCGAUGGAGCCCCGUAUAUCGUUCCACCUUCAAAGAAAGGCUCUCUCGGAGAUAUGAAAAGGUUUUGCCAGGAAUAGACAUAUUUGUGUGCACGGCUGAUCCGGUGCUAGAGCCACCAGUGAUGGUGAUAAACACCGUGCUGUCAGUAAUGGCCUACGAUUACCCACCGGAGAAGCUGAAUGUUUACCUUUCAGAUGAUGGGGGUUCAGAAUUGAUGUUUUAUGCUCUAUUGGAGGCUUCCCAGUUCUCCAAGAUCUGGCUACCGUUUUGUCGGAAAUUUAAAGUGGAACCACGCUCACCUGUCGUUUACUUCUCUUCAGCCGUUGAAACACCAGUGGACAAUGUUAUCUUUGCCAAAGAGUGGAGGACCAUUAAGAACUUAUUUGAAGAAAUGAAGGGACGGGUCGAUGUCGCAAUGAAGCUAGGUCGAGUACCUGACGAGCUAAGGAAACAACACAAGGGGUUUCGAGAGUGGGAGUUGGGUGCAAGCAGACGUGAUCAUCAGACUAUUCUUGAAAUACUAAUUGACGGGAGAGACGGCAAUGCAGUGGAUGUCGAGCAAAAACCUUUGCCAACUUUAGUAUACAUGGCACGUGAGAAGAGACCUCAAUACCAGCACAACUUUAAAGCAGGAGCGAUGAAUGCCUUGAUAAGGGUGUCAUCAAGGAUAAGCAACAGCAAAAUUAUUCUUAAUGUGGACUGCGAUCAAUAUUCGAACAAUUCAGAAUCAGUGAGAGAUGCAGUAUGCUUUUUCAUGGAUGAAGAGAUGAGUCACAAUAUUGCAUAUGUACAAUAUCCACAAUACUUAAAUAACGUCACAAAGAAUGAUGUUUAUGGAAAUCUUUUAAGAGUAAUCAAUGAGUUGGAGUUUCCAGGCGCAGAUGCAAACGGAGGACCCUUGUAUAUUGGCAGUGGUUGUUUUCACAGAAGAGAUGCUCUUUGGGGGGAGAAAUAUGACAAAGAAUCCAAAAUUGAUUGGACGAAGGAGAAUGGGAAAGUACGGGUGAAAGAAAGUGCGAAUGUGCUUGAAGAAACGUGCAAAAUCCUUGCAGGGUGUAGCUAUGAAGAAAAUUCCCAAUGGGGCAAAGAGAUGGGACUAAAGUAUGGAUGUCCUGUAGAAGAUAUCAUUACAGGAAUGUCAAUACAAUGUAGGGGUUGGAGAUCCGUUAGCUUCAAUCCUGAGAGACGGGGCUUCAUGGGAGUAGCUCCUACAUCGCUCUUGCAAUCACUAGUUCAGCAUACAAGAUGGUACGAAGGUCAUAUUCAGAUCUUUAUGUCAAAAUACUGCCCUUUAUUCUAUGGCCAUGGUAACAUCCCUCUACAAUUACAAAUUUCAUACUGCUGCUACAAUCUAUGGGCAGCAAACUGUUUGGCUACACUAUUCUACGUUAUCGUCCCGCCUCUCUGUCUUCUCAAAGACAUCACACUGUUUCCACAGUUAUCUAGUCCUUGGGUUCUACCAUAUGCAUAUGUCUUCAUAGCAAAAUACUCUUACAGCCUAGGAGAGUUUCUUUGGUCGGGAGGAACGUUAAAAGGAUGGUACAAUGACCAAAGGAUGUGGCUGUAUAAGAGACUUACUUCUUAUCUAUACGGAAUCUAUGGAACAGUCCUCAGAUCCUUGGGUUUUUCAAAGUUAAGUUUUGAUAUCACUUCAAAGGUUGCUGAUGAUGAUGUUUCAUUGAGAUAUGAACAAGAAAUUAUGGAAUUUGGUACUGUUUCAUUCAUGUUCAACAUCUUAGCAACAAUUGCACUUUUAAACCUGUUGGCCUUCAUAUGGAUUAUGGCAAGACUGAUCAUUAACACCCGAACUAAAGAGGCAGAUUCUUAUGCUUUGCAGAUGAUUUUGAGUGGGUUAGUGAUUGUUAUUAAUCGUCCAGUGUACGUAGGACUGUUUUUCAGGACGGACAGGGGUCGUAUGCCAUCUUCCAUCACUUACCAGUCACUUAUUUUAGCUACAUUGGCCUGUUUAUUAGCUUUGUAA